Daldinia decipiens is the source of this 945-nucleotide messenger RNA. Its product is annotated as RmlC-like cupin domain-containing protein. The transcript has 2 exons. NCBI's taxonomy places the organism in Eukaryota, Fungi, Ascomycota, Sordariomycetes, Xylariales, Hypoxylaceae. Gene Ontology annotation, cellular component: intracellular anatomical structure. The coding region runs from base 177 to 734 and encodes 185 amino acids. The record is from RefSeq and is a predicted model, not a curated record.
AGGAGCAUUGGCGAUCCCUCACGCACGGCCGUUGUCAGCAUCACGGUUGUCUUCAUUUUAAUUAUAAGCCAUAUUAUUAUUAAUCAAAACUUAUAUCAUCUUACCCUUCUCAUCCGCCAUCUCUAUGGACCUUCUGUUUACACAUCCCACGUCUCUAGCCACGGCAACAUCGGAUCAUGCUUCUUAAUUCGGCACUCCUCAGCCCACUGGGCUUGUUGCUCGUAAGCGCGAUAGGGGCUCGUGGUGUUAGUGUGCAAUACGACUCAUCAAUCCCAAUAAAUCAGCGCAGCGCUCAGGAGGUCAUCGCGCAACUCAAACUCAUCCCUAAUGACGAGAAAGGCUAUUAUGUGCAGACCUUUGAGGACACUGACUUGGUUACAAGAAGCUCAGGCAAUAGCACUCGGUCUGCCAGCACCGCCAUUUACUAUCUGCUCGAAGGCGCGGUGGGAUCAUCUUACUGGCAUCGUGUCGACGCUGUCGAAGUUUGGCACUACUAUGCAGGCGCACCGCUGACUUUGUCGCUAUCAAACAACGAUGGCAAGCCCCCGGUGGACAAGGUGCUCGGACCAGACGUCUUCAACAACGAGCAGCCGCAGGUAGUCAUUCCGAAAGGGACAUGGCAAAGUGCCCUUUCAAGUGGGAAGUGGACCCUAGUCGGCACUACCGUGGCCCCAGGUUUCGUCCCAGAUGGCGUAGAACUUGCACCACCUGAUUGGAAACCGGAUGGAGCAUAAGUAUGGGAUACAAAGUGUAAGAGCACGUGUUGAUACUUGGCACAAAAUACCUAGGUAUCUUAUAUAAAUGUCACGGAAUCAAUAUCGGAGUUUAUAUCGUGGAUUUAGCUAAAUAUUCAUACACGUUUAUGCUUCUAUAUCUACUUGUCUUACACUAGGUGUUUUACAAAAUGCAAAUGUUUUUCCUUGGCACCCAUAUCCCUUCCCCAAG